Messenger RNA from Trichoderma breve, 2100 nucleotides. Its product is annotated as fungal specific transcription factor domain-containing protein. Gene Ontology annotation, cellular component: nucleus. The coding region runs from base 1 to 2100 and encodes 699 amino acids. The transcript has 3 exons. Gene Ontology annotation, molecular function: zinc ion binding; DNA-binding transcription factor activity, RNA polymerase II-specific; DNA binding. The record is from RefSeq and is a predicted model, not a curated record. NCBI's taxonomy places the organism in Eukaryota, Fungi, Ascomycota, Sordariomycetes, Hypocreales, Hypocreaceae. Gene Ontology annotation, biological process: regulation of DNA-templated transcription; DNA-templated transcription.
AUGCCCGACCCCAGCAUCUCGCAAUUCACCUCCGUCUUUCGCGCCUCAGACGCCCACCGCGUCAAGCGCUGCCGCCAAACCGUCUCCUGCACGGCCUGCCAGCGCCGCAAGUCCCGAUGCGACCGCCAGCACCCAUGCGGCGCCUGCGAGAAGCGCGGCGGCAGCGAGGCCUGCUCGUACGGCUCAACCGCAUCGUCGUCGGUGUAUGAUAAGAGCAGCAGGAGAGAUGUUCAGAUGAAGCUCAGCCAGCUGGAGCAGAUGGUGAGAGGGCUGGCGGAGAAAAAGGCAGAUGGUGAGAGACGGCGCUCGGGAAGUGACAAGGACGAACAGCCGGAGACGAGCUACCACGGGGCAACGUCGUGGACGGCGUUGGUCGAGAGUAUUCGCGAUAUCCAGGACAUUCUGGUGGCCGAUCAGGAGUCCGGGGGGUCGCCGGAGGAGGCGGCCGAGCCGGAGGUUCUGCUGGGAGACGUGCCGCCCAUCACGAUCAAGGAGGUCAUGGAGAGCUUGCCGUCGCGGCAGGACGCAGAUAAGCUCAUCAUGACCUACUUCAAGGCAAAGUUCACAGCCGUGUGCAUCGUCCACACGCACCAGUUUAAGCGCCGCUACGAUGCCUUCUGGACGGAUCCCUCGUCGGCGGGCUUCCUCUGGAUCAGCAUCAUGUUCUCCAUCCUCAGCAUCGGCACAAUGAUUGCCAACACCAAAGAACCAACAGACACCUUUUCUUCGCCGUCGUCUUCAGCGCCAGACUCGCGCUUCUACAUGGCCAAGGCCGCGCAGUGCCUCAUAGCCGGCCAGUACCUCAAGGGCAAGCGCUUCUCCGUCGAGGCCCUCCUGAUGCACGCCCACUCGCGCAACGUCCAGAAGAUGGACUCGGACUCCUCACUGUGGUCAGUGUACGGCAUGGUCGCCCGACUUGCGCAGAAGCAGGGCUACCAUCGUGAUCCGGCCAAGAUGCCCGGCGGUAAAGCCAUGACGCCGUUCGAGGCCGAGAUGCGGCGCAGGUCCUGGUUCCUGAUCCAAUCCUCAGAUCUGUUGUUCUCCUUUCAAAACGGCAUGCCGCCCAUCAUCACGCAGGAAACCUGCGAUGUCGGCUACCCUACAAAUCUCACUGACGACGACUUCGACGAAGAUUGCGUCUCCUUGCCGGAGCCUCGUCCUCCUACGGACCCUCUCCCUAUCCUCGCCUACAUCACAAAGUCCAAGCUCUGCUACGUCAUGCGUCGCGUUGUACGCCAUGUCCUUGCCGUAGCUCCGGCUGUUUACUCCGAGACGAUUGCUCUCGACCGGGAAUUGCGAGAGUGGCACGAGUCUGUGCCGGCGUGUCUACGGAUCCGCACCAUUCGCAACACGGCCUUCACCGAUGCCAACUAUACCAUAAUGCACCGGCUGAUGCUCGAGCUCAUGUACCUCAAGAGCUUGUGUAUUCUGCAUCGGCCUUAUCUUACAACGCACAAGCAUGAUACCGAGUAUAAUGCCUCGAGGCAGGUCUGCAGGGAGUCUGCGCUCAUGAUACUCGAGAUGCAGGCGGAGCUUGAUAUAGAGACUGGUUCAGGGGGGAGGAUGUACGAGGAUAGAUUCAUGGUUUCCAAUCUGACGCUUCACCAUUUCCUGCUCGCGGCAAUGAUCAUCUGCCUAGAUCUCAGCGAGUCCACAGACAUAGACUCAGAAGAAAGGCUCAAACGCAUAACCACCCUCCGCACAGCCUACUCCAUCUGGUCCGCCCGCAGCAGCACCUCCGCCGACGCUCUCCACGCCUCCAGAGUCCUCCACGCCAUCCUCACCCGCAUCGACUCCCCUAGCACCACCACCACCUCCUCCACAAACUCCGGGCCCAUGAUGAGCACGCCCAGCUCUUCUCUUUUGCAGAGCUAUGAUAGCGUUCCUACAAUGUCAGACAACUCGAUGCAUCAAAUUAUGCCUGUAGGCGGUAACGACGGAGAUGACACGCUGUUUGGGAAUGAUAUGAGCGUUGCUAUGCCCAGUUUCGAGGAAAUGUUUUCCAAUAUUGACACUUUCGAUUGGAGCUCUCUCGACCAAUACAUCCAAUCGUCCGAUUCCAGACAAUGGAGACAGUUCUUUUCAGAUACGAGCUUAUAG